Messenger RNA from Oryctolagus cuniculus (rabbit), 703 nucleotides. NCBI's taxonomy places the organism in Eukaryota, Metazoa, Chordata, Mammalia, Lagomorpha, Leporidae. The record is from RefSeq and is a predicted model, not a curated record.
CGGGGGGCGGUGCUCGGAGCGCCACCCUGAGGGGACGCGGCGGCCGCAGCCAUGGGCGCUAGGCCUGCGGGGGCGCGCAGGGGGCGCGAGGAGCGGCCGAGCCAGGCGGGAGACGCCGCGGCCGGGACUGGCCGUCGACCCUGAGCCGCCGGGGGAUCCCCGCCCGCGCUGCGAGGAGGGCCUGUGGGCGCUAGCGGGGCGCCUCGGGGGAGCCGGGCCGGUCGGCAGGGGCGCGUGGGCACAUCGGGGGCCGCGGUGACCACCCCACCCCCUGCCCGGCACGGUAGGGGGUCAGGGCGCGUCCGCAGCGGCCGCCGCACCUCCGCGGCUGGGGAAUCUGGGGCCCAGGGCCGCCCCCGGAUGGCUGAGCUGCCCCCGCGCCGGCCGCCCGGUCGCCGCAGCGGCUGAGCUCGCCGCCCCCUGCAUGCCCGGCGCCCGGAUCGCAGCCCACCUGGACGCACUGGGCCCCCUGGUCCCCUACGUGCAGCCUCCGCUGCUGCCCUCUAUGUUCUUCGUGGGCCUGUUUUUCGUCAACGUGCUGAUCCUAUACUACGCCUUCCUCAUGGAGUACAUCGUCCUCAACGUGGGCCUCGUCUUCCUGCCCGAGGACCUGGACCAGGCGCUCGUGGACCUCGGCGUGCUCUCCGACCCCGGCUCGGGCCUCUACGAAAGACAACCUCGGAAGCUCGAAUUUUUCGAUGGG